GGUGUGAUCUGUCAGACGAGAGGACUCGAUACCGAUGCGCUUGAAAGGAGUGAAGCGAAAAACCCGCUUGUUGCGCUUCAUUUUUUACACAAGAGGACGACAGGAAAUAUAGUUUUGUUGUUGUUAUGAUAUUUACUUACCUAAUAUAGAUCUUUCGACGAAGCAUAGGAGUGCAAUAAUAGGCUAUAACCUCUUGUCUUCCCAGGCCAUUACUCAUGCAUUGUUGGAAGCUAACCGGGUAGCUUUGACUUAAGGGAUUGUUCCAUAACGUCAGUGAAAAACAAAUCGCUUCCCUUUUUUGAAGAGGAAGGCUGGGGCCGCAUAGCUUGUUCUGUAUUUUAUUUUUCUUCUGUGGGGUCUGUUUUUUUUAUUCUGCAAACGGAGCUCAUCUGAAUCAGUGCUACUCCGUCUAUCUUGAUAUUAGAACGACAGCGGCGGUUGUCGGAGAGGUGUGUGAGGAAGAGACAGUAAUGAUGAUGAUGAUGAUGAUCGGUAAAUCGGUGAAAGACAUUGACAGAUAUCAAGCUGUCCUCACUUCGCUACUGUCACUCGAGGAGAACAAAUUCUGCGCGGAUUGUAAAUCCAAAGGUCCCAGAUGGGCGUCAUGGAACCUGGGUAUAUUCAUCUGUAUCCGCUGUGCUGGGAUCCACAGGAACCUGGGCGUCCACAUCUCCAGGGUCAAGUCUGUGAACCUGGACCAAUGGACACAGGAACAGAUACAGUGUGUUCAGGAGAUAGGGAAUGCCAAGGCUAGACGACUGUAUGAAGCUUUCCUACCAGAAUGUUUCAUACGACCAGAGACUGACCAGUCAGCAGAGAUGUUCAUCAGGGACAAAUAUGAGAAGAAGAAGUACAUGGACAAGAUCCUAGACAUCAACAGACUUAGAAAAGAGAAGAGCUGUGAAAACAUCCCCAAGGAGCCAGUAGUGUUUGAGAAGAUGAAGUUGAAGAGAGAAAACAGCCCAAAGUCACAGACCCAGUCUCCGUCUGUCUCAGACCUUCUAGGACUUGAUGAUCCUGCUCCCCAUGCUGCUAUAUCUAAUGGUAGAUCCAGCUCUGGAGAGAGGGGGAGUCCUCUGGUGCCUAACCCAGCUACGGUGCACUCUGACCUGAAUCUAUUCAGCUCUCUGCCUGCCUCUUCCUCCACCACCUCCACCAAGACCACGCCGGCGGGUAGCUCCAUGCCCAGGGGUUGUGUGGCGGCGUCGGUACCCGAGAACCUCAGCCUGUUCCUGGACUCAGCACCCAGACAGGAGGGCUCUAGGAAAAAGAUGUCCAAGGAUUCCAUCCUCUCCCUCUAUGCAACCGCACCCACAUCACACCAGAACCUGGCUGCACGGGCUGGCCUGUACAUGAACCCAGCCCAGCUGGGCUACUACGGGUCGUACCAUUCCCUGGCCACGGAGGGGGGAGCGAUGGGAGGAGCCAUGGUGACAUCACACUCCAUGAUGGCCCUGAGUGGUCAGCAGCAGAACGGCAUGAUGGUAGGGCAACAGCAAAGCGUUAUGGGAGCUCAGCAGAAUGGCUUUAUGGCUCAACAGGGUGUCAUGGGGCAAGCAGUCAACACAUCCCCGUUCAUGGCAGGAGUGCCACACAGCAUGAUAAAUCAUCAGCAAAGCAUCAUGGGAGCUCAGCAGAACGGCAUGAUGGGAGCUCAGCAGAGCGGCAUGACGGGAGCUCAGCAGAGAGGCAUGAUGGGAGCUCAGCAGAACGGUAUGAUGGGAGCUCAGCAGAACGGCAUGAUGGGAGCUCAGCAGAACGGCAUGAUGGGAGCUCAGCAGAACGGUAUGAUGGGAGCUCAGCAGCAAAGCAUAAUGGGAGCUCAGCAGAACGGCAUGAUGGGAGCUCAGCAGAACGGCAUGAUGGGAGCUCAGCAGAACGGUAUGAUGGGAGCUCAGCAGCAAAGCAUAAUGGGAGCUCAGCAGAACGGCAUGAUGGGAGCUCAGCAGAGCGGCAUGAUGGGAGCUCAGCAGAACGGCAUGAUGGGAGCUCAGCAGAACGGCAUGAUGGGAGCUCAGCAGAACGGCAUGAUGGGAGCUCAGCAGAACGGCAUGAUGGGAGCUCAGCAGAGCGGCAUGAUGGGAGCUCAGCAGAGCGGCAUGAUGGGAGCUCAGCAGAACGGCAUGAUGGGAGCUCAGCAGAGCGGCAUGAUGGGAGCUCAGCAGAGCGGCAUGAUGGGAGCUCAGCAGAACGGCAUGAUGGGAGCUCAGCAGAACGGCAUGAUGGGAGCUCAGCAGAACGGCAUGAUGGGAGCUCAGCAGGUACAGCAGGAUCACUGCACCAUCACUCAGAUGACCCAGCACAUGGCGGGGGUGAACUUCUACGGCACCAAAGGCAUGAUGGGAUACGGCAGUCAGCACAUCGGAGGACCAAUGACUCAAAGCACCAACCACAUGACGACGUCUCACGUCUGGAAGUGAUGUCAUCACCUGAAGAGGAAGUUGAUGUCACUGAGCAGCAGUGGUGCUUGGAUGGUUUCGGGGACUUUUCGAAUGAACUUUCCAUCAGACAUUUUAGAUAACAUGGGAUGAGGAAGAGGAGGAGGGGUUUACUUAGGAGCUCUUUCGAUGUCUCCUCUCCACUCCUCUCCUCUCCUCUCCUCUCCUCUCCUCUCCUCUCCUCUCCUCUCCUCUCCUCUCCUCUCCUCUCCUCUCCUCUCCUCUCCUCUCCUCUCCUCUCCUCUCCUCUCCUCUCCUCUCCUCUCCUCUCCACUCCUCUCCUCUCCUUAUUUCAGAGCCAUUUUUGCAGAUUUCCACGCUUGCCUUCAGAUCAUUCUACGACCAAUCAACGGACAGGGCUCAGUGUGUGUGUGUGUGUGUGUGUGUGUGGUUGUUUGUGUGUGUGUGUGUGCAUGCUUAACUGUUUCUGAUGUGUAAUAGGUAAACAGCCUUGAUUCCUGAUUAACUCCUCCAACUGAACUAUUCCUGAAGAACUCAUCCAACUGAACUAUUCCUGAAGAACUCAUCCAACUGAACUAUUCCUGAAGAACUCAUCCAACUGAACUAUUCCUGAACUAUUCCUGAAGAACUCAUCCAACUAUUCCUGAAGAACUCCUCCAACUGAACUAUUCCUGAAGAACUUUAGACCAGGGUCUAUAGGGUAGUAGUGUACUACUUUAGACCAGGGUCUAUAGGGUAGUAGUGCACUACUUUAGACCAGGAUCUAUAGGGUAGUAGUGCACUACUUUAGACCAGGGUCUAUAGGGUAGUAGUGCACUGCUUUAGACCAGGGUCUAUAGGGUAGUAGUGCACUACUUUAGACCAGGGUCUAUAGGGUAGUAGUGCACUACUUUAGACCAGGGUCU
Salmo salar (Atlantic salmon) is the source of this 3304-nucleotide messenger RNA. The record is from RefSeq and is a predicted model, not a curated record. NCBI's taxonomy places the organism in Eukaryota, Metazoa, Chordata, Actinopteri, Salmoniformes, Salmonidae.